AUGUUUCCAGACUUGAAAGGCGAGGGAGGCGGGGCAGGGGGCGGGACGCGUAGCGUGUGCGUUCGCGGUUCUUGGCACGAGUUCAAUUCAACCGCCAUCGACUCUUUGAAAAGCCCGUUUUUUGCUCUUUUCAUUCCUUUUUCAAUUAUUUAUUGAUUAUGUUCAUCAGAAAAUAGUAGAAAACAUUGAAAAAGAGCGCUUGCCGAGCUUUUUAAGUAGUCGGAGGCAAUUAAAUUGAACUCGAGCCAAAAACCGCGAACGCACACGCUACGCGUCCCGCCCCUUGCCCCGUCUCCCUCGCCUUUCAAGUCGGGACACAUUGACUAUAAGUGACGAGGGAAGUAUCACUUUAAGCCUUCAUCUUCGGCGCUCUCUUGGAAUUCGCCCUGGUAAACUGGGCGGCGCGGCAGGAUCUCGUCCGGCAAGGAUUCCGGGCCCGACAACAGGCCAAUCUCUUUUUCAGGUUUGCAUUUUGAAAAAAUUUUUUCUCGAAAUAAGAAAAAUUUUCAGGCCAUCAGACCCAUCACAUGGCUACUACACGGCGUUGCCUGAGGUUUUUUUUUCUGGAAAUACUUAUUUUUUCUGGUAUUCAAAAAAAAAUUUUCGACUGAACUUUCUGAAAAUGUUUGCAAAAGCGGUCACUGAGAAUAUGCAUCCGACCAAAAACGACUUGCGCAAAAACGGAGGGCACUUGUAACUCGAAGUGUCGAGCCAUUUCAUUGCGAUGAAAUUUUUGAGCUAAUCAAUAUAAUGGGUAACCAAGUUUUUUGAAUUUUUGAAUUUUCGGAUGUAAGAAAUAUUAAAAUACUAGAAGACGUAGCUAUAAUUAUCCUUAGAGCGUAGUUGAGCCUUAUUUGAGCACUUCUCGGACAUUUUUAACGCGAAACGGACGUACUCCUGACGUUUCUAGGGAUCACUUAAGAGUGCUGACACAACUAAAGGGGUCACACCAGAGCUGUUCUCAGGGCGACCCCGGUCGACCGAGGGCCCCCCGACUUGCGGCGUAUUCGAGGGCGGCCGCGGUCGGCCUUUGGUAAGGCAACUCGGUCGACCCGUAGAUACAAAUUUUGUUUUGACUCCCGGUUUUUUGCGAAUUAUAAGGAGCGCGACCUUUCUGAAAUGAAAGUGAAACAAAAAACCAUAUUUUAUCGAGCAAAUAAAGAAGGAAAACCAAUGAAAUUAUAGUCAAUGUUUCCCGACUUGAAAGGUGAUAUGGGCUGGUUGGCAAGGGCGAGGUGUUGCGUGUGCGACGCGGCUAUUUGGCGGCGAGCCAAAAUUCAAAUGUGGGAGACAAUUUGGAGAAUUCGGCCACCGCUUUUUGAUUUCCUUUUUUCUUUUUCUUAUUCUUUUCUAAUGGAGUUUUUUUCGAUUUUAUUCAUUUCCUCAUUGUAAUUUUUGUGAGCGAACAUCUUUUUCUGUGCGUUUCGCAUAAAAGUUUCUCAAACUUGCAGCGAAACGUGAAACAUUUACGGAAAACUUUUCGCUGGUUCUUGUUUUUUUCGUAUUUGCUGAACUUCUCAAUUUUAAGCUCCUAAAAUUUUUAUAAUUUCUCUAUUAUGAUUGAUUGCAGGUCGUAAGAAGAGAGAAAUGAAUGAGAAAUACACUUCGUUGAUGGCAAACAGGUUUUUUUCAAUUUGUGUUGAAAUUUCUCAUUGUCUUUUUUUCCAGCAAUUUGUGGAGUGCCAUCAAUAUAAACCAGGAUUGUACUGAGAAGAUUCACAAAAAAAGAACGGAUCUAAAAACUAAGUGAAAAAAAAUAUUCAUCGAAAGUAAAAAAUGAAGAUAUGUUUAAAUCUUGUAAGGAAAAUUUUUGACUUUUACUUUCUGUGAUACUUCUACGUGCAAUCCUGUGAAGACUCCGAUAUAAAGUGAGUUUUUAUUUUAUUCAGUUUUUGAUGUUUUGAUUUUUUCAUGCAGCUGUUAGCCACCGGGAGCUAGGUAGGUUAUGGAAACCUGGAUGACGAGUGAUCCCCUCACAAUCACUGGAAUGCGUACACGAUGUUUUAGUGAAGGUUGAAAUAUGCAUUGCAUUAUGAGUUUUAUUUUCUUGAUUUUUCAUAUUCAAUAAACGAUUUGAUCGGUUCGUUGCUUCAAGAGAUUGACCCAAAAGAGAAUUUGGUGAAUAAUGUAGCGGAAUAUGAAAAAAAUGGAACGGUUGAAAAUACAUUUUGUUUGAAGUUCAAUAAACUCUAAAGUUCAUCACUGGCCUCGUCGGGCGAGAAACUCCAUUUUUCGGAAAAGGCACGUCGUCAGAAGAAGAACACGUUGAUGAACAUCGGUCACCGUUAGAAGAUAUUUUUUAUUCGAACUAUUUUGCUUAGGCUAUUUUAUUGACGUAUCACAUUAUCCGUGUAGUUUCGUUGUUGAUCUAAGACUGGCAUUCUUAAUUACUCUACGAUUCCGUCCAUCUAUUCUCGUUAAAACAAAUUCAAGAACGUUUUAAACAAGUUUAUUGGAAGGAAAAACGAAGGAACAGGUUAGCAAAACGUAAGGUUGCUGAUGUAGACAUCACAGAAGAGAGACUUUAUGAUGUUACCUGAAAAAUAGUAUUUAUUACCUUAAGAAAAAAUCAAUUCUUGAUUUUAACCUUGAAGAAUGUCAUGUUCGUUAAUGUAAAAUUUUCGUGGCGAACAAUAAAUCCACAAACUUUUUUUUUUAAUCUAAGCAUUAAUUGAAAUAAUUCUUAUUUAGGGAUUGAAAAGUAGUCAAACCAAAAAAACAGAAAUAGAAUAAAGGCGAAAACUUACAAAGCUUCUGUACGCGACUCGUUAUUUUCUCUCUCCAUCUCGAAAAAUCACUGCACAAAUCCUGAAAAUCUUCAAAUCAACCGACUCCAUUAAAAAAAACAUUUUUAAAGAUGGUUAUUGAUUCGAAAAAAGACUUCGCAGCACUCCGCAAAUCGUUGCUUCUGAAAAUUUUCACUGCAUGCAAGAAAAAAAGAUGAAUGAAUUUGAGAAAAAACCAUGACCUUUAUUGAAAAUCGCCUCUUUUCGAUGUGAAACCCUCGACUUCUGAGUUUUUGAAAUCCUUCAAUAGUAUUUUGCUUGGUCUGAAAAAGUAUCAAACAUGAAUAAAUACAGUAAAUUUUUUUCACGACAUGAAAUGGAAAAAGUGAGAAAAAUUCAUAUUUUUGCGACAAAUGAAUGAGCAACGAUCAACUUGAAGAAACUGUUGUUUGUGCGAAAAAAAUAUUAUUAUAGGUUCAAAUAAAAUUCCGAAUUUACUGAAGCAGAUAAUUAGCGAAAAAAAGAAUAUAAAAAAAGAAUAAGAAAAAAAUAAAAAAAGGAAAUAAAAAAAGCGGUGGCCGAACUCUCCAAAUUGUCUCCCACAUUUGAAUUUUGGCUCGCCGCCAAAUAGCCGCGUCGCACACGCAACACCUCGCCCUUGCCAACCAGCCCAUAUCACCUUUCAAGUCGGGAAACAUUGACUAUAAUUUGAAAUAUUAUUUUUUUAUUUCCAAAGAGAAAAAAACGAAAAAAAGAUGCGAAAAAAAGUGAAAUCAAUAAGCACGAUUUCUGUCAAAAAAACAAUAAAAUGAAACUUUUCAAGAAUCAUAAAAACUUAAACAUUCAUUUCAAUAUGAGAAACAAAAACAAAGAAUACGAAAAAAAAAAAUCCUCGCGCUUGCUUCGGGGGCCUAAUGCCGUGUUCAAAGUAAUUUCCGCGAAAUGCAAAAUACCCGUUAGAGAAAGGAAAAGAUCACUAAAUUUUGGAGAGUCAGAGAUCAUUUUGCAUUUCGCGGAAAUUACUUUGAACACGGCAUAAAUGAAAACCGCUUCGCGGGCCGGGGCGCGUCGCGGUCGGGUCGGGGCGGCCUCGGCCAGAGUCGGCCCGACUUGAGAACAGCUCUGGGUCACACUAAAAAUGCCCAGACACGUCCGGAGCACGUCCGUUUCGCGUUAUCAAUGUCCGAGUUUUAAACUCAUAAAUUUUCACUUUUCAUUUAUGUAAACUUGCUUUUUCGGCUUUUCUAUAAGGUAAGAACUGUUUGUGAGUUGCACUGGUGAUAGGCAAUAAAUUUUGAUAAUUUUCUAACAUAAUAAUAUUGAAAUGGUCACUAGAGGGCACUCUAGCAGUUUUUAGAAAUUUUUCGAAUUAAAUCACUUCAAACGCGACAUGAACAGUUCGAUUUUUUUUCUCGGAAAUUUUCAAAAAUUUUGUUAACGCUCCUCUCCGGUAGACACUACUGAAACUUCUAAAUCUCUCUCUCUCUCACACUAUCUUGCUAAUCGUGUCAGGACCUUUUCAGGAACGCCAGAGUGGCCCCUUUAGGGUAUUUAUUUUGAUUUUUCGUUCACAAUUGAAAAUUAAAAAGAUGAGUUUGAUCCUUUGAGGAUAUUUUUCAUUCAAAAACGAGUAUUUAUCAAGUUUUUCGCACCGAAAUGCUUCUACUCCUGGAGUUCAUAAUAAUAAUCGAUUAGCAUGUCUCCUAUAGGGACCCCUUUUUGAAGAUUCACUGGCCCCUAUAGGGUUUGGUAAAGUGGUCCCUGGGAACCUUUAGGGUCCUAUAGGGUCCACUCUAGAGUCCCUUAUGGAGUAUAGUCCUUUUCAUUCAGACCUUCGAACACGAAAUCGAGCCACGGUCUUGUUGGUCCCGCAUGUGGUACAUGCGUUACACGGAGCACAGCCGAAGGAUCGAUCUCAUUUCUCGGGUCAUGUUUCCACUGUUUUUCAUCAUCUUUAAUAUUACUGUGAGUUUUAAUAAUAAUAAUACUAAUCAUGUAUUUUUUUAUUAUCAAAAAAAUGACCAGGAAUGAAAGUUAUCGUUCGUUUGAAACAAGCAAAUAAACUAAUAAAACUUUCAAUAGUUUAUUUGCUUGUUUCAAACGAACUGUAAAAAAAUAUUCAAAUGGCCUUUUUGAACUUGGAUCUGCUCAAACGUUAGUAAAAUGUUAUUUAAUUAUUUUUUUAUUUUUUUCUAAUGAAGAUGCAGUGAGUGGGAAAAGUUCGCUCUGUUGCCGAUUUAAGGACUAAAUUUCGAAUCUUACCAAGUUUUUUUCAACAAAAAUGACCCAAAAAUUAAAAAUAUAUCUCAUAUAAGCCGAACUAAGAAAAAUUUUUCAUUUAAAAAAAGAAAGUUUGUAAGUCAAAUCUUUUUUUCAAAAAGCUUGAAAAAAAUCGGGCAAAGUUGGAAUGGUGAAUAAUGGCCGCUGAGAGGCUCAAAAAAGGCCAUAAAAAAGCCGUAAAAAGGCAGAGAAAAGAGCCACUUUAUCGAGCCUUCCACUUAUUGAGAUUUCAAAGGCUCAAGAAAUGAUGAAAGAAGGGAGAGGCAGCAAAAAUGGUGCAUAAGGGCUGAGAAAAUGGCGAAAAAAGGCAGCAAAAAGGAACCUUUUUUGCUAUAAAAGGAACGUUUCUAUCGAGCCUUCCAGCAGCCUUCCGACUUUGCCUAUGAACCUUAAAAAUAAAAAAACCAUAUUUCAAAAAAAUUUUUACUUCAAAAAUGAGUCAAAGUCCUAUUUUGUUGAUUUUUUAAAAAUAAUAUCAUUUUUUCAGUACUGGUAUCGCUACCUGAUUCCCUACCUGGCCGUCCAACCCGAAGAUUGGUGA
This is a messenger RNA of Caenorhabditis auriculariae, 5547 nucleotides long. NCBI's taxonomy places the organism in Eukaryota, Metazoa, Nematoda, Chromadorea, Rhabditida, Rhabditidae. The record is from the annotation of a GenBank genome assembly.